Molecule: messenger RNA, 2276 nt
Organism: Radiomyces spectabilis
Lineage: Eukaryota; Fungi; Mucoromycota; Mucoromycetes; Mucorales; Radiomycetaceae
Exons: 5
Coding region: 261-2276 (671 amino acids)
Molecular function (GO): flavin adenine dinucleotide binding; long-chain-alcohol oxidase activity
Source: RefSeq, a predicted model, not a curated record
AUUUUGUGUGACCAAAGUCAAUCCUACAAAAAGCCUUGUCAUUUUUUUUCGGCCCUUCUUUUUCCUUCAAAAAUAAAAAGGAUCGUGCAACAUUUUUUUUUGGGAACUUGUUGGAGACCCGCUUUUACCGUCGUGCACAACAUUUUUUUUUCUUAUUAACAAACAUGACCAUUGGGACAAUGCUGGUUGCACAAAGCUGGUCGCUUUUUAUAUUCGCUAUCCAUGACUAAACCGCUUUUUCAACUCCCUUUCACACCAACAUGGCGAUACCCCAAGAAUUAUUGUGCCUCACUGACGAUCAAUCUGAAGUGUUUAGAGCCAUAAUCGAUACCAUUGUGGCACCGUUGACGGACCAAGAAGAAUCGGAACUCCUCGCCAAUUUAGCCGACAUUGCCAUCCACACAAAAGAUCAAAUUACUACUUUUGCUAAAUUGCCGGCUCUUCAUGGCGAAAUCUUUGACUUUUUAUACCAUGCUACACCGCCCGAUCAACAAAAAGUGUUUGCUACGCUCCUAUCCUUACUAGCGAACCCUCACAGUGCUCUUUUACUCACUGGUCACUGGUCACGAUUCGACCAGUUAACGAGACAACAACGAGAAGCCGUGGUCAACAACUGGCGAACCUCCAACUUUGCGUUUAAACGUUUGAUAUACAAGGUCAUCUACUUCAUCGUCACUUAUCCCCUUUAUCGAAAAGUCGGCACUGAAUUUCAGGCAUGCAUCGGCUACUCGGGUAAAGACCACGUUCGCAACCAACCAGAUUAUCAACCCAAACGACAGCAUCCUCGACUACCGAUGAUGACAACGGAAGAAGCGCUCGCGGAACCCUUGAAAUUCGAUAUCAUUGUUAUCGGCAGUGGUUGUGGCGGAGGUGUAUGUGCGGGACGAUUAGCCCAGGCUGGCAAAUCCGUACUGGUCAUCGAGAAGGGCAAAUAUUACCAUCAUUCCGAGUACGACUUGCAAGAAACCACUGGAUUUGAUGAUCUUUACGAAAAUCGCGGCCUCUUGACUACGGGGGAUGGCUCCGUUCUGGUGUUUGCCGGUAGCACUUUUGGCGGCGGUUCAGCGUUUGCCGACGAUCUUGAAGAAGUAUGCCAUCGUAUUGGUGCCACCACAGCUGGCAUUGAACACAAUGUACCCAAUCAGAUCUUGGCCAAAGGUUGUCGAAAAUUGGGGUAUCCUCUGUCGGCCAUUCCUCAAAAUACGUCCGGUCAUCAACAUGAGUGUGAAUUCUGUGGGUGCGGUUGCAAGGAUGGGAUUAAGAAUACCACGACGCAUACAUGGCUCCGCGAUGCUCACGAACAUGGUGCCCGUUUCUUGGAUCAAACUCGAGUAGUGCGAAUCCUGACUCGUAACAAAAAGGCGAUUGGAAUAGAAUGUAUUGUUCACGGCCAACACACGGUCACCAUUGCAGCAAACCAGGUCGUCGUAUCGGCUGGUACGCUUCACAGCCCCAAUUUAUUGAUACGUAGUGGGUUGAAGAACAAGCAUCUCGGGCAGCAUUUGCGUCUCCAUCCAUGUCAUGUGGUGGUCGGGUUCUUUUCUGAGACCGUCGACAUGUUCCGCGGUCCGAUUUUGACCAAUGUCAGUAAUGUAGCCGAAAAUUGGAAUGGCGACAACUAUGGCGUCAAAAUUGAAGCGCCUACCGUGCUGGGCGGCGGGUUUUCAGGACUGUUGCCUUGGCGAGGCGCCGCUCAUCACAAGGAAAUCAUGCUUCGCUACCGUCAGUGCUCGCCUUUGGUGAUCGUUGCACGUGACAAGGAUUCGCAGGGUUCCGUUAGUUACGACGAUCAGGGCAAUUUGAAGGUGAACUACAAGUUAUCCAAGCACGAUACUCAAAGUUUGAUCGAAGGAAUGAUCCAUGCUUUGAAAAUUCUAUGUGCUGGAGGCGCAGCUGAAUUGCAGACCACCCAAUUCGGGCUUGAGCCUUUCCGAUUCUCCAAAACUGAAAAACCAGAUGUCAACAAUCCUCGCUUUGUCCAAUGGCUUCAACAAGUACGCGCGUACGGUUUGCCGGCUCACGGUUGCAAUGUCAUGUCAGCUCACCAAAUGGGAACCUGCCGUAUGGGCGUAUCCCCUUCUGUAUCCGCUACUAAACCUACGGGUGAAACGUGGGAAGUCGAGAAUCUGUAUGUGGCGGAUGCUUCAUUGCUCCCUACCGCAUGUGGCGUCAACCCAAUGAUCACCAUUCAAGCCACAGCCCUUCACGUCGCCAACACCAUGAUUGCCGCAUAUGGAAAUCAGAAAUCAUCCACAGAACAGAACCCGGAAAUGUAA